AUGUUUCAACUUCCAACUUGCUACUUACAUGAUAUGCUUACAUCAAUUAAUGUUAAUGUAUUAUCUCCGACAUCAUCUACAAAAGUUUAUUCAAAAGCUGUUGGUGGUCCCGUUGUUCGUUCUAAUUCUCAACAUAUGACAACCAUAACUACACAUAUUAUUCAAACAACAUCACCAUCAUCAUCAUCAGAUAGUAGUAGUAUUAGUAGUAGUGGUGGUGGUAAAACAUCAUCACAACGUUAUAAAACUGAAUCAUGUCGUUCAUAUCAUGAAACUGGUUUUUGCAAAUAUGGUGAAAAAUGUCAAUUUGCUCAUGGCUAUCAUGAAAUACGUUCGUUAAAUCGACAUCCAAAAUAUAAAACUGUACUUUGUCGAACAUAUCAUUGUACGGGAUAUUGUCCUUAUGGUCCACGAUGUCAUUUUGUACAUGAUCAAUGUUCUGAUACUUUAUCAUGUAAUACAAUUUCACCAUCAUCAUCCUCAACAUUUGGUAGUGAUAUUCGUUCAUCAGUAUCAUCAUCUCGUUCGAUAUCUCCAAUGGAUUCACCAAUAACAAGUUCCGAAGAUAUCUUUCUUUCUGCUUUUUUACUUAAUAAGUAA
Molecule: messenger RNA, 600 nt
Organism: Adineta steineri
Lineage: Eukaryota; Metazoa; Rotifera; Eurotatoria; Adinetida; Adinetidae
Source: the annotation of a GenBank genome assembly